This is a messenger RNA of Sycon ciliatum, 2176 nucleotides long. Its product is annotated as protein O-mannosyl-transferase TMTC3-like. Gene Ontology annotation, biological process: protein O-linked glycosylation via mannose. Gene Ontology annotation, molecular function: protein binding; mannosyltransferase activity. The record is from RefSeq and is a predicted model, not a curated record. The coding region runs from base 246 to 1889 and encodes 547 amino acids. NCBI's taxonomy places the organism in Eukaryota, Metazoa, Porifera, Calcarea, Leucosolenida, Sycettidae. The transcript has 10 exons. Gene Ontology annotation, cellular component: endoplasmic reticulum.
ACGAGCAAACAAAGAAUAGGCUAGUACUAAAAAGUCUAUUAGUAGCUUGACUUGCAAGUAGCGUUACUUAUAAUAGUUGUGGUUUAGAUUUAGACUUACAGUGCCUAUUGUAGAGAUGUAGUAUUCCCUUGUUCGUUGACAUUUAGCAUAGAAUAUAUUAUAGACAUUACUGGAUGCGUAUGCACGAGAAUUACCGUAGAAUAUUUACCGUAGAAUCGGUGGGCAGUGGAUUUAUAUAAAAGGAAAUGAAUUCUGAACUGUAUUCAACGAAGUCUGCGUGCUUAGCAGUUGGAGUAUUUGCGACAAUUCUCUACCUGAAUACGAUUGGGCUGGGAUUUUGUUUUGACGAUGAUCCAGCUAUUGUCCGGAACAAGGACUUGCGUUCCUCCACGCCAUGGACAACUCUUCUCCAGAAUGAUUUCUGGGGCACUCCAAUGUGGAAGGAGGGCAGCCACAAGUCGUACAGACCUUUGACAGUGCUGACCUUUCGCCUUAAUUAUGCUAUUCACCAGCUGAGCAGCAGCGGAUAUCAUUUGGUUAAUGCCAUUAUUCAUGGCCUGGCAUCAGCACUGUUUGUAACAUUCUCAGACGUCACGUUCGAAAAGACCUCGACAAGUUUGAUGGCCGGUCUUGUGUUUGCAGCACACCCCAUUCACACAGAAGCAGUUGCUGGUCUUGUCGGUCGAGCAGAAGGUCUCUGUGCUAUCUUCUUCAUGCUUGCAUUUUUGGCAUACGUCAAGGCUGUGAAGAAGAACUCAACAGAUUGGAAGUUGUUUCUGCUAUGCAUACUGUUCACCAUCCUGUCCGUGCUCUGCAAAGAGCUUGGAGUGACUGUCAUCGGUGUCUGUUUGGCGUAUGACCUUCUGGCUCUGCAACAAGCAUCUUUGCCCGUAUUGAUACAGCUGGCGCAAUCUGGACAGCUAUGGAAAAGGCUCCGUGCAUUCUCAGCACGACUUGCUGUGAUACUAGCAGCAGCGAUGGGCAUCAUGGCACUGCGCCUUCACAUUAUGAAGAACAUUCCUACUUUCCUGCCGUUUGACAACCCAGCAGCGUUUCAGUCCAGUCCAGUGCGCCAGCUCACCAACCUCUACCUUGUAUUUGUUAAUGCAUGGCUUCUGUUGUGCCCUGCGGGUCUGUUGGCUGAUUGGAGCAUGGGCACUAUACCGCUUGUACAAGGCUUCUCGGACCAAAGGAACUUGCUAACUCUAUUGACGUUUACCGUCUUGGCACUGAUCGGGUUCAGUGCUAUUCUUGGCACUCGACGCAGGAAUCGCAUUCUUGUUUUGGCCAUCUCUAUACUAGUGAUACCUUUCAUUCCUGCCAGCAACCUUUUCUUCUCAGUGGGAUUUACCGUGGCUGAGCGUAUCCUCUACAUCCCCAGCAUGGGAUUCUCUCUGCUACUGGGACUUGCGUUUGAGAAUCUCCUCCAUAGAAAGAUUACUGGCAAGCUGGUCCGUGUAGGAUUUCUUGGACUUCUUGUCCUUUUCAGUGCGAAGACAUUCGUCCGUAAUUACCAGUGGGAUAGUGAUUUCACCAUCUUCUCUGCGGCGUUGAGAGUAACUCAAAGCAAUGCGAAGGUGUACAGCAACAUAGGUCACUAUUAUCAGUUUCGCCAGCAACCAGAGUUAGCAGACAAGUACUUUUCGCAGAGUGUAAUUGUUCAGCCCAAUGACGUUGGUGCAUGGAUGAAUGUAGCAGAGAACAGCCUAGUCUUAAAAGACCGGAAGCGUUGUAUUGAGGUAUGUGCUGGUUGGCUACUCAUCCGCUCAAUCAUUGGAGGCCGUGUUUGCCUGUGCCUGUAUUUUGCCGUUGUCAGCAGGCUAGAAUGUGCUGGCAAGAACCCUAGACAAAGAUUCGCCAGCAAAUCUCUUAUGUUUGUAGUUACUUGAUGAACAUUACCGUAAUGUUGAUGUGAUGCAGUGUCGUAGUUGAAGAUUGCGCAAGGACUGCUAGCAGUCUGAUGUGGAAUCUGAGUUGCACAAGGAGUGGAGGCAGAGAAUGUGACAGUGCGGUUGGCCUAAUUCGCUCCUAAAAAUCAUAGCAAUUCUAAUUUAAUUUUUCCAACUCCGGUGCCGUAUUGCUCAACUCCAGACCUCCGUUGGCCUGCUUCGGAGCUCUUGACUCAUGUGACAGUGUGGGACGGUAUGAGUCUAUCCACAGACAUUACUGACAACUG